AUGGACGCUAAGAAGCAGGCGCCGUCUCUUCUUGACGACGACUCCUUCUCCUUGACCUCCUUCAUCACUGGAUACACGUCGUCUACAACAAGAACGCUAUCGUCAUAUCAUCCAAGCCAACAUCAGAUCGGUGGGGAUUCACAAAGCUUAUAUCAGCCCUAUGGGGUCCAUGCUUCUCCUUUUCAUCCCAUUUUGGACCCGAGCCUGGUACCUCCCCAACAACAACAACCACAACCACAACCACAGCCACAGCAACCCGAGCAUCAACACACGUAUCAGCAGCAUCGUGAGGAACUGUCGUGUGUGACCCAAGAAACUCUCCGCCAGGACUGUGCCCAGGCCAGAUUUAUCAUAUGGGCUGCAGUAAACCGCAACCUAUGUCCAACUCUAAAAGACGAAGAACGUUCAAAAUGUCCACUCCACAAGUGCCAGCUACUGCUGAGCGACCACGAGUCAAUGCUAAAGCACCUGGUCAACUGCAGGUAUCUUUCGACCGGAGAGUACUGGUGUCCUCAGCAUAACCGGGUCGAGCGCUUUGACGACGUUAAGUGCAAGCGAUGUCUCAGCCAUCCAUCUAAGAGGAGGAAAAUGUUGUUCAUGGCCAAGAAGUUCUUCCACGGAUUAGGUCACAAAUCCAAGCGGAGUCAGGAUUCGGGAUUCGAUGUUGACCAUGAUUCCAGUGCGCCGCCGCCUUACGAAUUCCUGAGCGCUGCCUCGGUUGAUCAGCCGAUCAUGAUGCAAACUCAACCUACCGAACUGGAAUCGGUGAUGAGAUAUGAAAUCGACUCAGUGGAAGUGUCCACUAUCUAUAACAAUCCCGAGACAGGACUGGAAGCCGGUGUCGACCCGCAGGCACUUAUGGUACCCGCUCCAUCCAUGGUGCUCACCUCGUCCCAGACCUUGCCCGGGAUACCUGAGACGUCCGAGGGGAUUUCCGAGCUCGAAUGUACCGAACCCUCCCAUCCGCUUCUCUCAUCUUAUCAAAGUUUCAUGGGGAUGAACUGGGAAGGCUCAGGGGCUUCCCACUCAGCAUCACCAUUCCCCUGUACCUUACCGGACGAUGCCUCAGGGCGCAGCAGUCAGAGUAGGCCGAGCCUUCAAGUCAACACUCAGGGUCUAGCGGGACGCCGUCUCCCACAGCGGCACAAUUCCAGGCCUGCCGUAGUCCCUUCUCGCAGGCACGGUCUAUCUCCUCAGUCAUCCGUCAGGUCCAAUGCAAGUGCGGAUACCAUCUUUACCACCAUGAGUUCGACGCUGGUGUCCCCGGUAACGGAUUACAGCGAAGGAUUAAGCUCUGACGUGGCUUGGUCAGUCAACCAUACCAAGAUGACCGAUGAGUUUAACGAGGUUGUUGAAACAUUUUACAAUGCGCCGUUCCCCAACAUCCUUGAUGGACCAGCUGAACUCCCGGCAGAAAUUCAUGUUCCGCAAAUGCCGGAUGAUCUCCUUUUUCCCCUGGAGAUGCCAUCGGCAGACUCGACAUAUCCAGCUCAGCUUGACCUGACAGCAGAUGAUCCUAUGGACAUAGUCGAGCCUGAGCAAAUCGAAGUUCACAAUGAUAACAUCUGCAACCCCGAGGUCGAGACGAUGAUAAUGUCAGCCUGGGAUCUUAUCCAGGAACAUUUAUCUGCGUCAAGACAAGCAAUCCAAGAUAUCCCGGAUAACCACUUGGCCAACAAACUCCGAACAAUGCCAUGUAAAGAGAUCGCGCUUACAGGUUUACAAACACUCCAGCAAAUGCUUCAAGGGGAGCAGCCUUCGUCAUCAAUGGAUUUUCUGUGUUUAAUCCACGUCAUAUAUGCUUUCAACUUUGUCACUCGGCAGGAACACAUGGAACAUGACGCGAAGGGAUUGUUCUUCCAGUCUCUGGCCUACGAGAAUCUACUUCAAGCCGAAGAAGGGACCGUGUACCGCCAAUUGGUUUAUCACAUUCUGGAACCAUCGGGUAUCACGCCUGGGGAUCUCGGUAACUUUCGUGCAAAGUCCUCUGUUGUGCCUUUGAGCAGAUCAUCUAGUCUGAAAGGCAAAGCUCCCACUACUCGCAUAGAUAUAAGUAGCACCCAUUCUGACACCCUCCUGGUUGCAGGAUGCCGGUUUUUGGAUGAACUCGAAAGCUGCAUUGUCUUCGGCCAACCAUCGCACUCACUCGAUAUCAAUAAGUCGGAACUCCAUAGAAAGCACCAAGAAGUCCUUAUGUUUUCCAGAAACCACGGAUUCUCAUCGGAUGUCACGAAGAUGCUCUGUGAACUGGUCAAAUACAACGAGGAUUUGCAACUACUCAAAGGAAAGCUUUCUGAAAUCUGCAACAAGGUCAACAACGGGGUCAUCUUCUCUGGUAGACGACUUGAGAUCGAAGUUCUUCAUGCUGGAAAGGAGUCCAUGCCCGCGAGUCGCUAUCACAGUGACUACGUCCCGAAAGUCUGGGAACUGUGCGACGAGAUCUACCUCAAGUAUUUCGGAAGCGUCAACGAUCGUGCUGUAUACCACCAACUCGGCAUAUCAGUCAUCCAAUCCGUGAUAUCGGGGUUCGAUAUUCCUCAAAAUCAUUCCACAGUUACCACCACCGAAGAAAACCAAGACGAGCUAGCCCGCUUCCUAAAGGACCACACGGAUAUCGGCAAGGUUCCAAUGGAAGCAUACCGCAAAUUCUCCGUACCAACAAUGACACUUACUCCUCCCGAAGCUCUACAUAGCUCCCAUGUCGCCAGUCUCACAGCUACUUUCGGACCGCAACAACCACAACAAUCACAACAACCACAACAAACCCGCCAACAACAACAACAACAGCAGCAAAAACAAGCUUCUCACCUUGGGGAAAUACCUUCCGAAGACCAAGCCCCAGCCAGCACUACUGAUCAAACCCAAAAGCCCGACUCUGACCCCCAACACCCACCCCAAUGCCACCUCUGCGACUACCGUCCCGACGGCAACCCCCGCUGGUUCAAAGGCAGCAUGGCCAAGCACAUGAAGGUCAAGCACAGCGACCAGCCGGACAAGAUCUACCCCUGCAAGUUUCCCGGUUGCAAGAGUAAGUAUAAGAACCGCCCGGAUAAUUUGCGGCAGCAUAUGAUUGAGAAGGGACAUUGGGUUGAAGGAGAAGGGGGAUGGAAUAGUAGGAGUGGUAGUACGAAGAGUGAGCGGAGGCCGAGUAAGAAGAGGAAGAAGGGGGAUGAUUUUGUUGUGGGGAGUGAUGGGAACUAGGCUGGAUGGAUGGACCUUGGAGGAAUAGGAGGAUAAUGAGUUUGGAUUUGAUGGUGGUUAAUGAUUUGAUUCUUACGAUGAGCGAGCGGGCGAGCGAGCGCAUGACGGCGACAAUUUUCC
Neurospora tetrasperma FGSC 2508 is the source of this 3321-nucleotide messenger RNA. RefSeq lists its product as uncharacterized. Gene Ontology annotation, cellular component: nucleus. Lineage: Eukaryota; Fungi; Ascomycota; Sordariomycetes; Sordariales; Sordariaceae. Bases 1 to 3201 code for a protein of 1066 amino acids. The record is from RefSeq and is a predicted model, not a curated record. The transcript has 4 exons.